CUGUGUGCGCCUCAACCAACACUGCGACUAUCUGCGAGAGAAUGUUUGGGAUGAGGGAGAUCCAAACUCACAGGCUCAUGUAUGCACAAGCGGUGUAAAUGAAGAUUUGCUCGCGCGCGUGUCGUCCCUAGAAGCAAAGUUGACGCAACUGAACCAGUUGAAUGCGUUUAUGCCUACACUUGUUCAGGCUCUCGGACAGCCCAAUGCGCUGAGGCGUCCGUCGUGGGAACCCCCGGCCGAGACCUGGAGCGACAGAUCCCACAACUCACGUUCAAUGGGAAGCACGAGCCCUAAGUCACUGCUACAGUCGACUUUCCAUGAUCUGCCGCCGGCAUCCGUAAUUGAAAGUGCUUGCGACACUUUCUUUCAGUAUUGCCACAACCAACCCUACACAUUUUUCCACGAGGGCAGGUUCCGGCAACGUCUACAAGAGAGGACGUGGCCUGAUUACCUGAUCUUUGCUUUCUUAUCUUUGGCAAUUCGAUAUUCCAAUGACCCAUGGUUCGAGGGGAACCACGCCCAGGCUCAGGAUGAGUAUGCCUCGAGGUCGUGGCAACUAAUUGUCACAUCUGGGUGUGCGGUGGAAGAGGGUGCAGACACGGCGGUUGUGCAGGCAAUCUCACUUCUCGCCGUCGUCGAUUCAACCGCUGGUCGGAGGCGCGCUGCGUGGGUCAAGAUUGGACUGAGUAUACGGCUCAGUCAAGAUCUUCAUCUCAUGAUGGAGCCCGAUCCGACACUACCCAUCAUUGAACAGGAGGAGCGCCGGCGACUCUUCUGGUCCAUCUACCUUCUUGAUCGUUUUGUUUCAUGCUCCAAACAACGACCUCCCGUCAUCCUGGACCCGGAUUGUCAAGUCCAACUCCCUUGUGAUGAGCUAGAUUUUCGACAAGGCAUCGCAUGUAAAACGAACACUCUGACGAAUCUCGGCACCGGUGCCGGAGAUGGUCCUUCGACCUACCGCCCCGGCCAGUUUGCCCUCCUGGUGUUGAUGGUCUGCGUGCUAGGCCGAUGUGCAAGGUACAUCCUCGACAAUCGGCAUUCGACUGGCGAGCGUGCUCCUUUCCAUCCACAAUCGGAUUAUGUGACAAUGUCUUCGGUGCUACUCUAUUAUGAAUCAUUCAUCGACAGUGGCAGUGAGAUGCAGGAGAUCAUUCGCGUUUCAAUGCUCAAGCCAGACGGCUCGGUCGAUCAACAGUUGGCUGGUCACAUGGUAUUGGUCAGAGUGCUUUUUCACCUCUGCAGCUGCUUGCUAAAUCAUCCUUUCCUCCUGCGAGAACGUGUGAUUGCAACUCAAGCAAAGACACCCACCCCUUGGCUAGCACGAUCGUUGGAAACGGGUCUCGAACACGCUGGGCGCUUGACAAAAGCUUACCGUGAUGCGAAGAAUGCAGGAUGCAAAGUGUCGGGUUCGUUCUACGGCUAUUGCUUGUUGAUUGCUGGCACCAUUCACGCGUUGUACACGCAUUGUCCGAACCCAGAGGUGCAGCAGGAAGCGAUGGAGAAUUUGGUUGCGGAAAUCGGCUAUCUGGAUGAGAUUGCGAGAUUCUGGAAAAACUCGACCCUGAUAGCAACGGGCCUCAGGGCCUUCUGGGCCCACAGCGCCAAGUUCAGCGACCUUCUCAAUCCCCAACCCUUGCCUUACCCGUACAGUGGUUCUGAUCUCCACAUCCUUUGGACUUCUGUUGACUACGGCCUCAUGUCAGGCCCAGACCGACCUUUGUCACAAAACGCGCUUGCAGAAAACUCUUCACCGCCUGCGUGGGGUCUGUCGCCCUGGAAAGACGAAAAUGAAUUUGAUGGAUCCAUGGCGGCCCCAGAUUACGGGUUGUUGUUGAAUAACUUCGAGAAUGGGUGCAACACUACCAAUGAGACCUCCAACAGAGCUUCAGCGCAUCAAACGUCUGUUAACAGUGCACCGUUCUUCCUGCUCAAUGAUGGCAUAUUGGACCAGUCUCGGCCCGACACCGAUUUCGCCGUGACAAACUCCAACUUGUUCAAUGCCAACAACGAUCAACCAUUUCGGACUGGCUUGACACGGACACAUUCAAUCACAUGAGCCUACUGAAUCGUCCGUCGCUAGAGGCUGUGCCGAUAUAUAGAAUGUGGAUAGUCUACCGCGACCGAAAGACUCUCGCAGCUAGGGACGUUUCUUUGCAAUGACUUUCAGAACAUCUAAAUAAAGGUCAACGUCCUUGCAGGCGUUCAGGAGGUCGUGCAAUAUGUCUCCCAGACACAAAAAC
Messenger RNA from Exophiala oligosperma, 2240 nucleotides. RefSeq lists its product as uncharacterized. Lineage: Eukaryota; Fungi; Ascomycota; Eurotiomycetes; Chaetothyriales; Herpotrichiellaceae. The record is from RefSeq and is a predicted model, not a curated record. Gene Ontology annotation, biological process: DNA-templated transcription. The coding region runs from base 170 to 2056 and encodes 628 amino acids. Gene Ontology annotation, cellular component: nucleus. Gene Ontology annotation, molecular function: zinc ion binding; DNA binding. The transcript has 6 exons.